Molecule: messenger RNA, 1533 nt
Organism: Myotis davidii
Lineage: Eukaryota; Metazoa; Chordata; Mammalia; Chiroptera; Vespertilionidae
Gene: CBLN2
Product: cerebellin 2 precursor
Exons: 4
Molecular function (GO): protein binding
Source: RefSeq, a predicted model, not a curated record
UUUCAGCAGAACUUGGCUGACGGCGGUGCUCGCUCGUCAUGGCUGUUCCAGGUCCGCUGGCGCUUUUCUUGUGAGGACGAUCCUGGCCUUAACCAUCAGAGCGGGGGACCCAGGCCAGAGGAGGCGAUCACGGAGCCCAUCGUGCUGGAGGGCAAGUGCCUGGUGGUGUGCGACUCCAGCCCAUCGGCGGACGGUGCUGUCACCUCCUCCCUUGGCAUCUCCGUGCGCUCUGGCAGCGCCAAAGUGGCCUUCUCCGCCACCCGGAGCACCAACCACGAGCCGUCGGAGAUGAGCAACCGCACCAUGACCAUCUACUUCGACCAGGUGUUAGUAAAUAUUGGCAACCAUUUCGAUCUUGCCUCCAGUAUAUUUGUAGCUCCGAGAAAAGGGAUUUAUAGCUUCAGCUUCCACGUGGUCAAAGUGUACAACAGACAGACCAUCCAGGUCAGUUUAAUGCAGAACGGCUAUCCAGUGAUCUCAGCAUUCGCAGGAGACCAGGACGUGACCAGAGAAGCAGCCAGCAAUGGGGUCCUGCUGCUGAUGGAGAGGGAGGACAAGGUGCACCUCAAACUGGAGCGGGGCAACCUCAUGGGAGGCUGGAAGUACUCCACCUUCUCUGGCUUCUUGGUGUUUCCCCUAUAAACGCCGAGCCUGGGGUGACGGGGAAGUUGUAAUCUGGACCCAGGAAUCCGCCCUCCCUAACCCCCUGAACUUGGCAGAACGGGACAACUUGUUUCCAAGCUCCGUCUGACUGUCGAGAUAGAAGAAUGAUUUCCUUCCAAGUCUCCAGUGUUUUCUUUGACUAUUGACCAUUCCUCGGGAACCUGGCCUCUAAUUAGUUUUAGACGAUAAGGUCUUCAGGAGAAAUGACACUAUGGACCUGAGCAAUUUGUACCUGUGAUUGUAACGUCGAUCUGGGAUUUUAUUGUUGGGGCCACUGCGAUUUCUUCUUUUGUAUGGACGCUGUAUUGUUGUCCAGAGUGAGGAGCGCCCAGACCUCAGGAUGGAUUGCAGGGGGCUGGCUGCACUCAAAGCAAGAGCCCUGCAGGUCACCGCCCACUGGCCAGUCCGUGAAAUGUGUUCUCUGUGUGUCUGUUCAGCCUUAAGAAAAAGGAUGGCUUGGCUUUCAUUCUGUGUGUUUCCCUGGGAGAAUGGGAGGACUGGGGAGGGGAAGGGGCAUUGUGAUACUGUCGGAAGUGCUUUAUCUGGAGAUGCGAGUUUUGCACGAUCGGACUGGACUUUUGUUCUGUACUGUGUGUGUGUGUGUGUGUGUGUGUGUGUGUGUGUGUGUGUGUCCUCGAAAAGCUUUACUUUGCUUUCUACGCUCGGCUCUCCCUCCUCACCCCUGCUUUUAUUCGUCAUGCUGGGCUGAAGGAGAGAAAUGUAUGUUGAAUUCCUGGAUGAGACCCAACCAAACAAAAGGUACCUGUAUAUCAAAGUGAAAAUGACAAAUGGACAAUUCCUUGGAUUCUUUUAAAGAGAUUCUCUCAGAUGCACCAUGAGAAUGAACAACCAGGAUAUUUUUUUGAACGC